AUGAUUUCAAUAACAAAAAAGAAAAAUUUCAUAAUUACAAUAUUUUCGUCUGUAUUCUUACUUUAUACACUAACACUCUUAGAUUUCUUGUCUAUUGGAUCUAAUCUUUAUUUAACAGAAUCACAUAGUGUAAAUUUAGAGAACUUUAAUAUGAUGGUAUUUACUUCAACUACAAUUAUUGCACAAUGCGUGUUUGGUGGAUUUUCGCGAUUACGCGCAGGAAUAUGCGGUGGCGCUAUAUUCGAGUCUGUAUCGAUAACUAAUAAUAUUCAUAAAAUAUGUGACGCGAAUAGUAAUUCAGCAGAGGAAUCUUUAACUAAUGCAUAUGUCGCUGUUUUUGUCGGUACUUUAUUGUUUGGCCUGUUAUCUUAUCUUAUGGGAAUGUAUGGAUUGGGUAAAUUUUUUAAUUUUAUACCUAAAGCCCCUCUAUAUGGGGUAAUGGCUUCAAUAGGAGUCGGGCUUAUAGUAGACGGGUUUAAACAGAUAUACGUAGGUAAGACGUCCCUUAUUAUUCAUUUUAGUGCUUUAGUUACUAUAUUUUUAGUAUUGUUAGCAUAUUAUUUAGAAAGACGGUUUCCAGGAUAUGUAUUCUUUAUUCCGUUAUAUUCUCUUUCUAUAGCAGUUAUAUUUCAUGGUAUAUUUUUUAUUCUGGGAUAUGAUUUACAAAAGCUUAGAAGUAUUAACCUUGUACCAAAGUUAAGUACUAAUACUGUCAGUUUCAAUAUAUUUGAGUUUUUAAAGUUUGGAAAGUUUAAUUUUAAACUUUUAAUUAAGCUUAUUCCUCAGAUAUUAACUCUUGCCCUAACAAAUAUGAUACAUAUUACGGUAAAUGUACCAGGAUUUUCUAGUAUUAUGAAUAUUCCGGCCGAUCUAAAUGAAGAAUUUAAGACUCAAGGAAUUUCUAACUUUUUAACAGCCUUCUUUGGCUAUCCUACUUAUUUUAUUAACUGUACUUCUAUAUAUUUCAAUAAAGCAGGCGGUACAUCGAGAAUACAUGCUAUUUUGGGUGGUCUAUCAUUAACCGGUCUUUUUUAUAUUGGUCCUUUGUCUAGAAAGUUUCUCCCAAAUAUACUUUUAGCAUUAAUACCAGUAUAUAUCGGAGGAUCAUUUGUUUUAUCUAAUUUCUUAGAAUUAAUACCGGAGACAUCUUACAUAGAUCUAUUUAUUAUUGUAUUAUCUCUAGUAGUAGGAUAUUUUAAUCCUAUUUUUGGAAUUAUAAUGGGAAGUUUAGUACAUUGUUUAAUUAUAUGUAUCGGUUACAAGAUGUGGGUUUAUAACAAGAAAAAAGAUUCGGGAAUUUAUUAUAAUGAUGUACAAAAGACUUAUAAGAUUGUUAAAAUAGAUUUUAUCGCCUUUUUCUUAACUUAUGAUAAAUUAAGAAAGAUAUUACAAGUGGAUGGUCCUAAAAUACUUAUUGAUUUAAGAGAAUGUCCUUAUAUUGAUUAUGAAGGUAAUGAUAUAAUUUGUAAGAGAAUAUCAGAAUAUAGUUGUGAAGUGUUAAUUAUUGGACAUCCUUAUAAUUUGUAUACAAAUAUGUUUAAAGGUUAUAUGGUUUAA
This is a messenger RNA of Vairimorpha ceranae, 1557 nucleotides long. Its product is annotated as sulfate permease-like protein. The transcript has a single exon. The record is from RefSeq and is a predicted model, not a curated record. The coding region runs from base 1 to 1557 and encodes 518 amino acids. Gene Ontology annotation, cellular component: membrane. NCBI's taxonomy places the organism in Eukaryota, Fungi, Microsporidia, Nosematidae.